UUUUCAAAACGAGCAGAGAGAGGCAGAGGAAGUGAGAAGGAAUACUCGGGAGGAGAAAUGGAGAGCAGGCUGAAGCUCAGGGCUCUGCUCAUGGCCGCCUCUCUCGCGGCGCUUUCGCUCUUCCUCGCUUCGCAGUACCGGAGACGCCGGAGGCAGAAGCUCCGUUCCGGUUCGUGCUACUUGCGGACGGACUCGAAGCCGCAGCAAUCCUUCAAACGCGUCUUGGCGGACAAUUCUUAUGCUCCUUUCAAGCAUCUGAAGCGCAAGGACUCCGAUGACGAGAUUUCUUCGAAUGUGCAUCCAUACGAGGCGGAGAUCAUGGCUCUUCUGAAUAAUCCUCGACUGGAAUUCAAAAAUCGUCCGGAUGAUAUGGAUUUGACAAUGAAGGAUGCCUAUGUUUGGGUUGAGACCGUGCCGCAGCUAGAGGAACUUGCUGACAUUUUGGCCAAGGAAAGAGUGUUUGCAGUCGACACUGAGCAGCACAGCCUACGUUCCUAUUUAGGUUUUACAGCUCUUAUGCAGAUAUCUACUCAGGAGGAAGACUACUUGAUAGACACUAUUGCACUGCAUGAUUCUAUGGGGAUUCUUCGUUCAGUUUUCAGCAAUCCUAGUAUCUGCAAGGUGUUCCAUGGGGCUGAUAAUGAUGUUCUCUGGCUCCAAAGAGACUUCCACAUAUAUGUGGUGAACCUAUUUGACACUGCAAAGGCCUGCGAUGUGCUGCUGAAACCGCAGAGAUCACUUGCAUAUUUACUCGAAACUUACUGUGGUGUAGCAACAAAUAAAUUGCUUCAGCGGGAAGACUGGAGGCAGCGGCCCUUGCCAGAAGAGAUGGUGCUGUAUGCUCGGACAGAUGCACACUAUCUGUUGUAUAUUGCGCACUGCAUGGUUGCUGAAAUUAGAGAAAGGGAUGAUGAAAAUAAUGCAUCAGAAGAAUCAUUUGGUCGCGAUGACAAAUUGCAUUUUGUUCUUGAGGCUUGUCGACGUUCAAAUGCAAUCUGCUUGCAACUCUAUACCAAGGAUAUUGAAGCUUCACCUGGAGAGGCUGCAGCAUCAUCAUUAAUUUCUCGGCAUUUAAAUGGUCAAGGAAGUGCUUCAUCAGAUGCCUUGGACACUCAGUUUCAGGAUGUCAUCAGAAGAUUGUGUGCUUGGAGAGAGUUGAUGGCUCGUGUUCAUGAUGAAAGCUUAAGAUUUGUGUUAUCAGAUCCAGCAAUUCUAGCUCUUGCGGAGAAAGUACCAUCAACUCUGAGUGAGAUAUUUGACACUAUGACUCAGGCUGAUCUAAAUGCAGAGUCCUUGAGUGCUUCGUUCCCAUCACCAUCACCUGUUGUUUGCAGUCACAUGGACCACUUAGGUCAUCUAUUUCUGAAGAAGAUUGGAGACCUCAAUGAUCUUUUUCCAGUAAUUCUUCAGACGUGCCUCGGUCAAAAUGGAAGUUGUCCAUUGACCGUCUGUAAUUAUCCUCUUUUGGUUAAUUCUACAAUGAAAUUAACAAACAGGGUGCUCUCCAGACAAAAUGGAAGUAAAAGUGCAAAACAAGUUACUCGGAAGGCUUCUCGACAGCUUUUUGUACAAAAGUUCUCUUGCAAAUCACCAGUAUAUCAUAAUUGUAGAAUCUACGCAAACGAUGGGCGAUUACUCUGUUACUCCGAUCGUAGAAAGCUUGAAUGGUACCUUCGUCGAGAUCUAGCAAAAGUUGUAGAUGAUGAUCCACCUGCAAUUAUGCUUCUUUUUGAACCCAAAGGCCGCCCAGAAGAUGAGGACAAUGACUUCUACAUCCAGAGUAAGAAAAAUAUUUGUGUUGGAUGUGGAGAAGGUAACCAUUACCUACGGUAUAGGAUUAUACCCUCAUGCUACAGGAUGCAUUUCCCGGAGCAUCUAAAAAGUCACCGUUCUCAUGAUAUCGUCCUUCUUUGUGUGGACUGCCACGAAGUUGCUCAUGCUGCUGCUGAGAAGUACAAAAGGCAAGUUGCUGCAGAGUUUGGUGUUCCGCUUUUUGUUCGUAAUAUUGCCGAUUCAAAAGAUGUCAGAGAUCCAUCAGAAACAUCAGAGUUGACAGUAAACUUUGAGCAAGCUGGAGUAUCUCCUUUAGAACUUCGCACUGCUGCAAUGGCCCUCAUUCGUCAUGGACAUAAGAUGCCACCCAAACGGCGUGAAGAGCUGACACAGGUUGUCAUGAGAUUCUAUGGAGGAAGGGAGAUAACCAACGAAGAUCUGGAAAGAGCUUUGUUAGUUGGGAUGAGUUCUCAUGAGAGGAAACGGCUUGAAAAGAAGAGGGGGUUGUCUUUGAAAAGAAAUAAAGCAGAAGUUAUUCCUGGUGCAGAGCAGAAAAAAGAUGAUAAUGAUACUGGGGUAUUAUCUAUUGCUGCAGAUCAAUUAGAAGUUGGUCGUCUUGAUUGUGAAAAGGAAGGUGCAGAGUCUUCAUUUAUAAGUGACGAGGGUUGUGGCAAUUCUUUGUUACAUUGUGAUUCAGUGGCGGAAGAGGAAGCUCCCAUCUCCAUCGAGAAUGAUAAGAAUAUAGAAUCAAAUAGGAGUGAAGCUUUUAAUUGUGAAGAUGUCCAUGCAGUAGAUAUUUAUGAUGAUGAGGAGAGUAGAACUGUUCAGAAUGAAGUGGUUGGGAUUCAUGAUUCUGUGAAUGGUGGAGCUCCUCAGCCUAAGCACAAUCCGAAACUCUCACUUCUGGGACACGGGCCCCAUGGGAAACAAGUGGUGGAUCAUAUACUUCAGGAGUAUGGGGAGGAUGGUAUUCGUGAAUUCUGUCAAAGAUGGAGGCAAGUAUUUGUUGAGGCUGUUCAGCCUCGUUUCUUGCCUGCUGGCUGGGAUAUUAAGCACAGUGGUAGAAGGGAUUUCGGUGAGUUUAGCGUGUAUAAUCCUGCAAAGAAGGCAUCAUCUGAUGCUGCAAGGACCUGACAUUUUCGAAUUCCUGAAACUGAAGGUCACCCCAUGCUAUGUGGUAUGCACGGACGAUUGUCUAGUAUCAAGCUCAAAGGGAAAUCAUAAGGGGGAGCGAUCCUUUAGCCAUGUGUCAUUUAAUAGUGAUCUCUAUAAUAUAAUAUUUAAAGAUCAUUUUAGAGAUUCCUCCUCUCUUCUCUCUUCUUUCUUUUAAAAAAAGAAAUUGUUUAGAUGCGUGGGGUGUGUGUGCGUAAAAUUAGGUCAUUUAAGAAGGACAAGUCUUCAUUCGUCUAUAUUUAUAUGUGUUUGUGUAAAUUUAUGUAUCAUACCCUCAAUAAUACUUCCACUUAAAAUCUUCGAGAAUUUUAGUACUUUCUCGGUUUUUCCACUAAAAAUAAAUUUUUUAAAGAAACAAAUAUUAUUUUUAUUUACAAUUUUUU
Molecule: messenger RNA, 3329 nt
Organism: Punica granatum (pomegranate)
Lineage: Eukaryota; Viridiplantae; Streptophyta; Magnoliopsida; Myrtales; Lythraceae
Source: RefSeq, a predicted model, not a curated record